Molecule: messenger RNA, 2067 nt
Organism: Diutina rugosa
Lineage: Eukaryota; Fungi; Ascomycota; Pichiomycetes; Serinales; Debaryomycetaceae
Gene: DSL1
Product: Dsl1p
Exons: 1
Coding region: 1-2067 (688 amino acids)
Source: RefSeq, a predicted model, not a curated record
AUGUCCUUGGGGGAGUUGAUACUGAAACAUGAGCUUCAACUUUCGCAAGCUGACGAUCAAUUGUACGAUUUCUAUGCUCGGAUAGAAUCAAAUCAGAUCAACCUUCCUACUGAACAAUUCGAAGACUCCGAAGAAAGAGGACUCCAUUCACUUUCACUUCCAGAUCUCGACGCAAAAUACAACGAGUUACGCAAUGUGAUGAAUGAGCUUGAUACCCUCAAAGUUGUUUCAAAAGACGUGGAAGAACUCCAUCAUUUGAUUGCUAAAGAAAACCCCAAUACGUUGGAUUUUCAUCGCACAUUUCAACUCUUUGCAACUUUAGAAGUUAGUUGCACCAGUCAUACAGAUCUUAUAAUUUAUCAGCAAAUUUUGAAGGAUGUGGCAGAAUUACGUCUCCAAUUCAGUAUGCAACUCAACAAUUACCUCAAGUCGUUGAUUCCAUCGCUGAAAAAGGUCCGACCAUUGGUAAUAGGAGAAUUCAACCAAUUACUUGAAAGACAUCUGAUCAAAUUGGAAUGGUAUACUUUUUUAAAAGAGGAGUGGGAUGUUAUGGUUGAAACGUUACCAACUCUGGGAUGGAAAUUGCAUCAAAGAGAGCUAGAGGACGGCGAUGAAGAAUUGGAAUUAUCCAAGGCACCCGAGUCUUCAUUCCUUCAGCUGACUCUAGCAUUUAUUGAGUACAUUAACGCUGUUGAUCUGGAAGCAAUUCGUCGUUAUCUUAACUCUAAGUUAGGACGCGUUGUGGUUGAAACUGUUCUGAAAAAUAUCAAUCGAAUCAUCAAUGACCAAAGCGAGGUCAAUGCCAUUCUUGAGCUUACUAAAAUUGAUGGCUGGCAACUUUUCCCACAAUUUGAUUCUGAAUUGUCGAUUCAAGAUAAUCUCAAGGUGAUUUACGAUUAUCACAAAGUCGAUGAGGAUAUCGAUAAAAUUCGAAACAUUUUUGCCGAGGAAAUAAGCUUGAAGGAUUGGGAGUUACCUUUAAGCGGCGAGGAGUUUUCAACUACUGAGCAUGCUGAAAAUCCACAACCGCACACCGGUCAAAGCGGACAAUUUGCGACAGAAGCACCUGGUGAUGUUAACGAUGACGAUGAUGGUUGGGGUGAUCAGUGGGACGAUGACGCUUGGUCGGGAGACGAGGCGAAGGCAACGAAAAGCGUACCCGCGGAUGAUGAAUCUGAGGACAACUGGGAUGAUUGGGGUGAUGACACUCAGACUACAGCUCCUACUUCUCCUGCAAAGAAACGGAAAGUAGGACAGGUGAAAAAGACAAAUUGCAGCUCACAUAUUCAAGUUCACUGUACAGACUACCCUCGGCAACUUUUGCCAUUGAUCAAGGAUCAUGAAUCAAGCGCCGACUUAAUAUCAGCCAUUAACGCUCUUGCCAUACAAACAUAUCCUCCUACGACUGAGCUGCUCCUUCUCUACAAUGACAUGUUCCAACUCUCUGACGCUACUGGAAACGACAAAUUCCGAAAUUUUGGGAUUCAACAAUGGAGACAAACGCAGACGGCAUGGUACCAAUUCCUUGGUAACACUUUGGCCGCGUUGAAUUUAUCAGAUGAAAACGACAAUGUCGAAUCACUACUGGACGACUUCGAGUUGGAUGGUGCCAAUUUAGACAAGGUGCUGCAAAUCCAUCAUUGGAUUGAAGGACGGCUUCUGCUGGAUUUAGGGCUGACUAACGCGCAUGAGUUUAAGCGACUUAUGCUCCAACUGAUUGAUUACAUCAAUAACCGUUUCAUCUUGGAAGUUCUCAACUUAGGGCUGAUCACCGAGUUUCAACUGGCAAAAAUUUCGGCAGUCAUAAAUCAUUUAAAGAACUUGACAGUUCCUACGAUAAUUGCACUCGCCAUUCCCACUGAUAAGGUUCCUUCAGUACAUCGUUUGGACAACUUGAAAUUGUUGGUGAAUCGACUGCUAAACGAAAUCAUGGACCAUUUUUACAAUGGUGACUUUUACGACUAUACCACAGAUGAACUUAUUCGCAUGAUUGAACAGGUAUUUAUUAAUCUGGAGCUUCGAACCCAAUCAAUUCAAGAAAUUAUCGAGGUUCGCACUGCUAGCUAG